Molecule: messenger RNA, 2415 nt
Organism: Plasmodium cynomolgi strain B
Lineage: Eukaryota; Apicomplexa; Aconoidasida; Haemosporida; Plasmodiidae
Product: DNA replication licensing factor MCM7
Exons: 2
Coding region: 1-2415 (804 amino acids)
Biological process (GO): double-strand break repair via break-induced replication; DNA replication initiation; DNA replication
Cellular component (GO): nucleus; MCM complex
Molecular function (GO): single-stranded DNA binding; ATP binding; single-stranded DNA helicase activity
Source: RefSeq, a predicted model, not a curated record
AUGGAAAUCAGGACGUACGUGGAUGAUAACCACACGAAGUAUUUAGAAGCGGUGAAAAAUUACAAUUCGCAUAUAGAUGAACUGGUGACCUUUUUCGACACGUUCGAAGACCCCUCGGCGAAUCAUACCAACUGGGGGAAGUUAAAAUAUAAAGGAUACCUUCAAAAGAUUUACAAUCACGAAACGGAGUUGCUGCCAAUAUAUUUAGACGACCUAAGGGAACAUUUCUGCAAGGAGAACAAGGAAGCGGAUUAUUCCGUGUACAAUGGGAUUAUGACCAACACGCACAGGUACAUGGAGUUACUCUACUCUGCAGCUGAUAAAUGCUUGUCCGAUGAAUGUUUCAAAAGGUUUGUAAAGGGUUAUGGAGAGGAGGACGAAAAUGAGAAGACAAAGAGGAAGAACUUGAGGAGAAUAAAUAAUGAAGACCUUAGUGGGUAUUCCACGGACGAAAGUGAAAAGGAAGCGUUUAACAACUUAUUUCGUGAUAUGAUUAAACCAAUUGAAGAAAUUAGACAAGAAAGAAUGAAAGAGUACAAACUGCCAGCAUAUUUAAGAGUCAAUUUUGAAAUUAUCCUUAUUCCUAGUUCGAGAGAUUUGGUUCGAAAAAUGAGAGUAGUGAAUGCAGACUGUAUAGGAUCUUUAAGUACAUUCGAAUGUGAAGUUAUUAGAGCUACUCAACUGAAGCCCAGGAUCCAAGUAGCUACAUACGAAUGUGAUAGAUGUCACGUAUUUGCAUAUAAAGCAGUGGAUGGUCCAUUUUUUAUGCCUCUUUUUGAUUGCCCUGGAUGUACAAAUGUGCAUGGUGUUAGAGGAUCACUCAAAUUUCAAGCCAAGUUAAGUAAAUUUGUAAAAUACCAAGAAAUUAAAGUCCAAGAAUUGCCUAGCCAGUUACCAGAAGGAGACAUCCCUAGGAGGGUUCUUAUGCCAGUCACGAAAAGUGGAUUCCAAGCAUUAAAGGGGGGACUCAUUGCAGAGAAGGUCUUUCAUAUUUAUUACGUACAAAACAAUAAAGAAAAUUUUAAUGAGCAUAUUGACAACUAUGACAAAAUUAUGGAAGAAGUUCAAGCUUUGAAAAAUAGCCCUAAUUUGUACGAAAAGUUGGCCUUUAAUAUUGGUCCUGAAAUAUAUGGACAUGACGAUGUGAAGAAGGCAUUACUGUUGCAGCUAAUCGGAGGAUGCACAAAAAAAAAAGAUGGAGGGAUGAUAAGAGGUGAUAUACAUAUACUGCUCAUGGGAGAUCCAGGAGUUGCAAAAAGUCAGCUAAUGAAGAAGGUAUGUCUCAUUGCUUCGAGAUCAAUUUACACAACAGGAAAGGGAAGUAGUUCUGUUGGUUUAACUGCAGCUGUUUUGAAGGACCCCAAUACGGGCGAAACAACCUUAGAGGGAGGAGCACUCGUUUUGGCAGACAAAGGAAUAUGCUGCAUUGAUGAAUUUGACAAGAUGGACGAAUUUGAUAGAUCAGCCAUUUACGAAGUUAUGGAACAACAAACCGUUUCGAUAGCAAAAGCUGGCCAUUGUAGUAACAUGCCUGCGAGGUCUUCUGUAUUGGCAGCUGCCAACCCUAUUAAUGGCAGAUACGAUUGUAAGAAAUCCGUUAUGCUUAACAUGAAUUUGCCUGCUGCGCUACUAACCAGAUUUGAUUUACAGUUUCUACUUUUGGACAUAUCUGAUAGGGAUAAGGAUAAAAAGCUAGCUGAGCAUGUGCUGAACAUUUUGAAGUGCGCAGACUCUAAUGAUGAUAAAAAGAAAAGAUCCGAAUUGAGCAGCGAAGGGUAUGAAGAAAUUGACAAAACUGUACUGAGGGCGUUUAUCCAGCUAGCCAAAAAAAAAGAACCCACGAUUUCACCAGACCUGAUUCCCAAAAUUACCCAGUGGUAUGUUUCUUCCAGACAAUUAGAAUCGCAGCAGGAGAGAUACAACGAUACCCGUAUUAAUUAUACAACACCGAGAGCACUGCUAGCCAUUCUUCGAAUAUCACAGGCGCUAGCAAGACUGAGAGACAGCGAUGUCAUAGAGACGGCCGAUUUUGAAGAAGCCAUCCGAUUAACGGAGCAGUCCAAAGCUAGCGUCUCUCAACAAACGGAAAAAAGAAGAAGGAAAGAUUCCUCCACCGAAAUUAUGAAUAUUAUUAAAAGUAUAAAGGAGAAAAUUAUGGAAAAGAAAAAAAAAUGGAAUGGAUGGAUAUCGAUUGAAGAAAUCGAAACGCAGGCUGUAACCAAGGGGUUUACCAAAGCGCACGUUUUUAACACCAUUGACAAGUACGUGGAGCUCACAGUGUUCACCAUCAACAAGAACAACACGGCCAUUGCCUUCCCGAACGACGUGUACAACGCGGACGAUGAGGACGAUAAUGACGAGGGGAACAGCGAUGGUGCGGACGCGCCCGACGACGAGGAGGAGGACGCCUUCUGA